AUGCCGUGUCCUCCGACCUCCUUUGAGUUUGUUGAUACAACGGCAGCUCUGGCGCGAAUUGUUGAUGCGCUCAGCGGGGCCGUUACCAGCCCACCAUCACUCUAUGUGGACCUAGAAGGAGAGUACCUUGGUCGGUUAGGCACGAUAUCAAUCAUUCAAAUCUACCUAUCGAGCCGACAGCAAACAUACCUCAUCGAUGUGCAAACGCUUGGUGCCGCUUCUUUCUCGGAACCGGGAACAAACGGCACGACAUUGAAGACUAUCCUCGAGUCGGCAAGCAUCACAAAGGUCUUUUUCGACGUCAGAAACGAUUCCAAUGCCCUCUUCUCCCACUUCAACAUUGACCUCAAGGGGGUUGAAGAUUUGCAGCUCAUGGAGCUUGCAAGUCGGAAAUCCAACAAGAGGCUUCUUUAUGGGCUGAAGAAGUGCAUCGAAUCAGAUGCUCCGAUGACUCCCGGCGAACUACUGGAAUGGGGUCGGGUUAAGCAGCAAGGACUCAAGCUCUUCUCCCCGGAUUCGGGAGGGAGUUAUGCAGUGUUCAGCCAGCGACCCUUGCCUCGAGACAUAUUGUCAUACUGCGUUCAGGAUGUGCAGUACCUUCCCCGCCUUUGGAAGACCUACAAUGAGAAGCUCACGCCGGCCUGGAAAUUGAAGGUUCUUCAAGCUUCACAGCAUAGGGUCAUUCAAUCCCAGGCUGCUGACUACAACGGGAAAGGAAGACAUAUGGCUAUGGCCCCGAAGGAUUGGAUUUCAUAA
Colletotrichum gloeosporioides is the source of this 756-nucleotide messenger RNA. RefSeq lists its product as uncharacterized. The record is from RefSeq and is a predicted model, not a curated record. Bases 1 to 756 code for a protein of 251 amino acids. Lineage: Eukaryota; Fungi; Ascomycota; Sordariomycetes; Glomerellales; Glomerellaceae. Gene Ontology annotation, biological process: nucleobase-containing compound metabolic process. Gene Ontology annotation, molecular function: nucleic acid binding; 3'-5' exonuclease activity. The transcript has a single exon.